Molecule: messenger RNA, 1828 nt
Organism: Habropoda laboriosa
Lineage: Eukaryota; Metazoa; Arthropoda; Insecta; Hymenoptera; Apidae
Gene: Zw
Product: glucose-6-phosphate 1-dehydrogenase
Exons: 7
Coding region: 151-1716 (521 amino acids)
Biological process (GO): pentose-phosphate shunt, oxidative branch; glucose metabolic process
Cellular component (GO): cytosol
Molecular function (GO): NADP binding; glucose-6-phosphate dehydrogenase activity
Source: RefSeq, a predicted model, not a curated record
UCACAUUACAUUUUUAAACUUAACCUCAAUUUUGUAGGGGGGAAGUUACAUAGUCACUUCGACAGUGCAAAGAAUACCUCUUGUAAUAUUCAACAGAGCAUUUGCGACGUUAACAAUCUAUAAUAUUCCUCAUAUUUUUAAGUGUCUACAAUGGAGAGAAUAAGGAAAACGUCGACAGAGGAAAGCCUGCGAUUCAUCAGGCAAUCGCUGAAGUCGGACGAGAUGGACCAUCUCGAGGGGACCCAUUUCGAUGGUUCGUUUCCUCACGUGUUCGUCACGAUCGGAGCUUCGGGUGACUUGGCGAAAAAGAAGAUCUAUCCAACGUUAUGGUGGCUGUUCAGAGACAAUCUUCUACCGAAGACCACAAGUUUCUUCGGUUACGCGCGCACAAUCAUGAGCGUAGAUCAGUUACGGCAAAAAUGUCAUCCCUAUAUGAAGGUGAAAUCAGACGAGGAGAAAAAAUACGAGGAUUUCUGGAAAUUGAAUCACUAUGUGUCCGGUAUGUACGACUCGCAAACAGGGUUCGAAUCGUUGGACAACGUGUUAAAAAAACACGAGCAAGGUUACCAAAUUGCUCACCGGUUGUUCUAUCUGGCUUUGCCUCCAAGCGUCUUCGAAAGCGUUACUGUGCACAUUAGAAACGUUUGUAUGGCUGAAAAAGGAUGGACUAGGGUAAUCAUAGAGAAACCAUUUGGUCGGGACGCGAUCACGUCUCAGCAACUAUCUGAUCAUUUGGCAUCGUUAUUCAGAGAGGAUCAGAUUUAUCGUAUCGAUCAUUAUCUUGGAAAGGAGAUGGUUCAAAAUUUAAUGACUCUCCGGUUCGGUAAUCGGAUAUUCAGCCCGACCUGGAACAGGGAGAACGUGGCCUCUGUACAAAUCACUUUCAAGGAACCAUUCGGUACGCAAGGAAGAGGCGGCUACUUCGACGAAUUUGGCAUCAUUAGGGACGUGAUGCAGAAUCACUUGUUGCAAAUAUUGUCGUUAGUUGCGAUGGAAAAGCCCGCGUCGUGCCAUCCAGAUGAUAUACGAGAUGAAAAAGUCAAAGUAUUGAAAUGUAUGAAGCCAUUGGAAUUGAAGGACGUUGUGUUAGGUCAAUACGCUGGUGAUCCUCACGCGAAAGAUCCUGAAGCACGACUGGGAUAUUUAGACGAUCCUACUGUACCAGCCGGUUCGAAUACUCCUACAUAUGCCACAGCCGUGUUGAGAAUUAAUAAUGAGCGAUGGGACGGUGUUCCGUUCAUUCUUAGGUGUGGGAAAGCGUUGAAUGAACGAAAGGCGGAAGUGAGAAUACAAUAUCAGGACGUGCCCGGCGAUAUAUUCGAUGGAAAAGCGAAGAGGAAUGAAUUGGUAAUUAGAGUACAGCCCGGCGAAGCAUUGUAUAUUAAAAUGAUGACGAAAUCGCCCGGUAUUACGUUCGAUAUGGAGGAAACGGAAUUAGAUCUUACGUAUGGUCAUAGAUACAAGAAUUUGAAACUUCCUGACGCAUACGAACGAUUAAUUUUGGACGUAUUUUGUGGCUCGCAAAUGCAUUUCGUACGUAACGAUGAAUUAUCGGAAGCAUGGAGGAUUUUUACACCGCUGCUUCAUCAAAUCGAAACUGAAAAUAUUAAACCGAUUUCGUACAUAUAUGGUUCCCGAGGUCCUAAAGAAGCCGAUGAAAUGGCGAAGUUAAAUAAUUUCGCUUAUUAUGGUUCGUACAAAUGGGUAAAACCAUAACGCUUGAAUCUCUGUAAUGUGGAACGGUCCGUACAUGGUAUACGAAUCACGAAAAUCUGUGCAACAAAUAAUCAAUCUGUGAUCAUAGCAUUCCAUACUAUUUUACAAUAUG